GGAGAGCAUCAGAGAUACUUGAAUCGCUUAAGCAUUAACAAUUACAAAAUUUGUUAAUUAUUCAACAAUGGAACAAAUCAAGGGAAGUGCCGGAGCUAAUGUCACUAACAACAGCAUUAGCGUUAAUGCAGCAGUGAACCGCAAUGGCCAUGGUCUAUCAGUGGAACAUGUUCAAACCCGCGGAUCUGGCAGCACCACAACGGUAGCGGGUCAAGCGAACAUCUUCCAGAAUAAGAAUGCUGAGAUGAAUGCCAGUGCCUAUCACACUCACAAUCGCCAUCUGGAUACAUUUGGCGGUGGAAUGGAUAUAAAGACCGCCACAGGCCAUUCAGCCACAUUGGGUGUUAACCAUGUGCCCAAGUUUAAUAUGACCGCCGUGAAUGCCAGUGGAAGUGCCAAUCUCUACACUUCGCCCAGUGGCAAUCUAAACGUGGCUGCCACAGCAAACGCAAUGCGCCACACCAGCGGACCCUUCAGGGGUAAAUCCGAUAUGGGGUACGGCUUAAAUAUGCAAUAUAAAUUUUAGAAAGCCAAAAGUCGAAAGUUGUAAAAAUAUAUGUAUUCAAUAUUGAAAUAAUAAAUGUAUGUAUUACAAAAAUAA
Messenger RNA from Drosophila mojavensis, 601 nucleotides. Its product is annotated as attacin-A. The coding region runs from base 68 to 526 and encodes 152 amino acids. The record is from RefSeq and is a predicted model, not a curated record. Gene Ontology annotation, cellular component: extracellular region. The transcript has 2 exons. Gene Ontology annotation, biological process: defense response to bacterium. Lineage: Eukaryota; Metazoa; Arthropoda; Insecta; Diptera; Drosophilidae.